AUGGCUGCGGAGGAGUCUCGCUACCUGCUGGGGUGCCCCGCUGCGGAAUCCUACGCGAGAGUCCAGAACAAGAAGCUGUUCCUUGCCACGUUUGCUGCUGUUCUGGGACCGCUUAGCUUUGGCUUUGUGCUAGGCUAUAGCUCACCUGUUAUUCCAGAGUUGAGGAAAAUCAACGAUCCUAAAUUAAGACUGGACAGCGAUCAAGCGUCGUGGUUUGGGUCAGUAGUAACAUUAGGAGCUGCUGCUGGAGGAAUACUAGGAGGCUACGUUGUGGACAAAGUUGGGAGAAAGCUGAGUCUAAUGCUGUGCUCAAUACCAUAUGUUUUUGGAUAUGUAGUUAUUAUAUCUGCUCAGAAUGUUUGGAUGCUUUAUUUCGGACGAAUACUGACAGGCUUAGCCAGUGGAGUUACUUCACUUGUUGUUCCAAUGUAUAUAUCUGAAGUAUCUCAUCCUAAAGUCCGUGGUAUGCUUGGCUCUUGUGUUCAGUUGAUGGUGGUGACUGGCAUACUGGGAGCCUAUGUUGCAGGAGUAGCACUAACGUGGAGCUGGCUGGCACUGUUGUGUUCUUUUCCAUCCUGCAUAAUGCUGUUGUUCAUGUCCUUCAUGCCUGAAACACCAAGAUUUCUGCUGAGCCAGAAGAGGCACUCAGAAGCUAUAGCUGCCCUGUGCUUUCUGCGGGGACCGCAUGCUGACCAUGACAGGGAAUGUAGUCAGAUUGAAGCCAGCAUUCAGGAGGAGGAACUGAAUCUCUCUGAAUUUAAGAACCCCUCAAUCUACAGGCCUCUUCUUAUUGGUGCAGCUCUAAUGUUUUUCCAGCAAGUAACAGGAAUUAAUGCAGUUAUGUUUUAUGCAGAAACUAUCUUUGAAGAUGCUAACUUCAAGGACAGCAGAAUGGCUUCCAUUGUUGUGGGUUGUAUACAAGUAUGUUUCACUGCUGUGGCUGCACUUAUCAUAGAUAAAACUGGACGAAAAGUGCUGCUUUACACAUCUGGGAUAAUCAUGGCACUCAGUACUGCAUUGUUUGGGCUUUACUUUAAAAUGGUCCUUCCAAAUCAAAACAACUCAUCAAAUCCUGAUGUAUGGCUCACUCUAAAUGCAGCAUCCCCAGGAACAGUAUCCCACAUAUCUUGGCUUGCAGUAGUGAGCCUAGGGCUGUUUGUUGCUGGUUUUGCCCUUGGCUGGGGUCCUGUUCCAUGGCUGGUGAUAUCUGAAAUCUUCCCACUUAAAGCCAGAGGCAUAUCAAGUGGUGCUUGUGUGUUAACAAACUGGGUUAUGGCCUUCCUGGUAACCAAAGAAUUUCAUGAUUCUAUAGGUUUCUUAACACCCUAUGGGACGUUCUGGCUUUUCUCUGUCUUCUGCUGCCUUAAUGUAACUUUUACAGCCCUUUAUGUUCCUGAAACAAAAGGACAGACCCUGGAACAAAUUGAGGCCAACUUCAGAAGAUCUUAA
Messenger RNA from Chaetura pelagica (chimney swift), 1449 nucleotides. It is a transcript of the gene SLC2A8, whose product is annotated as solute carrier family 2 (facilitated glucose transporter), member 8. The transcript has 10 exons. Gene Ontology annotation, molecular function: transmembrane transporter activity. Gene Ontology annotation, biological process: transmembrane transport. NCBI's taxonomy places the organism in Eukaryota, Metazoa, Chordata, Aves, Apodiformes, Apodidae. Gene Ontology annotation, cellular component: membrane. The record is from RefSeq and is a predicted model, not a curated record. The coding region runs from base 1 to 1449 and encodes 482 amino acids.